ACCUGAAGCUUCUCUAACCAUACGUCAGUGGUAUGAAAGCAAUAGUCAUGUUACGUGGAUUAUUUUUUGAACCAUAGUAUGAAGAUACUAGUACUACUGGUAUGUUGUCUUACCUUGGCAUUCGCUCAUCGUCGGAAACACUCACCGCUCAAGUUUGCAGCAUGCAAGGCUAGAUUACUUAAUAUUGAAACUGGCAUUGUUGUCAGAAACAAGGAUUGGAAAGGGAAACAGUUUGUCAACAUCGUAACAAAGUCUGAGCCCAAAUGUACGUGUCUGUGGUCGUCUCGGUGGACCGAGCUUGACACAUCCACUCAACCUCCGUUCGUCAUAUUCCAUCAAAAGUUUCAUUGGAAAUUUGGCUCUGGCAAAGGUUAUGCUAAACUGUCUGAACUGUAUGAAGUGACACCGGAUCAUUAUGUCUACCAAUAUUCUUAUGGCAAAGAUGAAGCUGCAAAGGUGCAUGUAAAAUGGCUCAAAUUGUUACCAGGAGUGUUAGAAAUACAAUACAUGUGUUCAGAUGACUUUAUGUUUGCUGAAAACAUAAAGGAUUUUGUUGUUGUGAUGACUCCUUCAGCAAAAUUUUCUAAAGCUGUAUCAGUUUUGACUAAAACUAUUCUCCAAAGGGAUCGUUUCAAAUUGAAAAACUUGUACAUGGUACCAAACUGUGAAUGUUCUUCAAAAAAAUCAGAAAGGGCAAAGGUAAUACAGAUGACUCUCAGUAAUCGACAAGGCCGUCCUGUGGGUGGGGUGACCAGGGCAACCCCCCCCCCCCCCAACCACCAUCAGGUGGAAUUUUGAUUAUUAAGUUGUAUG
Messenger RNA from Macrosteles quadrilineatus (aster leafhopper), 813 nucleotides. RefSeq lists its product as uncharacterized. The coding region runs from base 79 to 798 and encodes 239 amino acids. The transcript is spliced from 7 exons. The record is from RefSeq and is a predicted model, not a curated record. Lineage: Eukaryota; Metazoa; Arthropoda; Insecta; Hemiptera; Cicadellidae.